AAUAGUUAAAACUCUAUGCUGCUCCCAUUCAUAUUGAUUCGUAAUCUAAUUUUCGAUUCCGAACCUUUUCCCAUGCACUAUGCAGCUUUACAAUCACUUGUUUAUUGCCCGAUAAUAUCCGGAAAUCUUCGAUAAUCAGAGAAAGAGAGGGUGAGAGAGAGAGAGAGAAAGAGAGAUGGAAUCCGAGCAUGCGAAAGAAACCAACGAGCACGUAAGGGAAAACCCCGAGUACAAGGAUGGGAAUAUUCUUCUUCCACAAGAGAAUAUUCCAAAAUUUUCAUCUUCGUCUUCCUCUUCCUCCUCCUCCUCUUCGAGUUCUUCGGAUUUUGGUAUCCACGAAAAGGACCCGUUCGACAUUUCCUCGUCCAAGUCUAAAUCUGAUGAAAACCCGUUAUCCGAUCCAGAAUCCGUUUCCUCGCCCGAUACCAAAACCCACACGCCGAGUUGGAGCAUGCUAAGCACCUCCCCACCGACGGGGCCCACGGAGUACUCAUCUCCCGAAAAUUCGACCCGCCCGCAAAUGAAAUCACCUCCGGUCCAAACAAUGGGCCAACCCACGGGUUACGACCCUAACCGUAUACCCUCAUCCGUUUUCUCCACUAAAGCAACAAACCCCUCCGAGUGGAGCGUGGCCUCGAACGAGUCCCUAUUCAGUAUCCACAUGGGGAACAAUAGUUUCUCGAGAGACGUGGGGAUUAUGUUCGGAAAAUCGGGCGAACUCCCUAAACUCGAGGAAUAUAGCAGCAAUACACAUUCCAAUAUUAGCCUUCCUCCGGUUAUUGAAGUGCCGGCUCAUGAAGAAAGUUGUGUGAAUUCGGACAAGGUUGUUGUGUCUAGGCUCGAAAAGCAAGAUUCGGACGAUAGUUCGAAAAGGGCGAAAAUGGAAUUUCACGCGGAGGAGAAGAAGGCUUGUAAUAAUAAUGAGGUGGUUCAUCUUCCUCCUAUUGCUAUGAAGGUUCCGGAAUCGAAAGGAGCUUCUUCACCUUCCGAGCACAGUAAUAUUACUUUGUCGAAUACUCCCGGAACUUCGACGAGUAAUCCUCGACUUUCCGAUGAGAGUGGAAAUAGCAGCAGCUCUUUCGCAUUUCCGGUGUAAGAAAUUUUGUACAUCCUCAACAAUUUAGUUUCUCUUACAUUGUUUUGAUUGUAAUGUGCUAGCAGGGGUGGAAAUCUGACUGAUCAGAUCUGAAUUAUCACUUACG
Messenger RNA from Erythranthe guttata (spotted monkey flower), 1202 nucleotides. RefSeq lists its product as uncharacterized. NCBI's taxonomy places the organism in Eukaryota, Viridiplantae, Streptophyta, Magnoliopsida, Lamiales, Phrymaceae. The record is from RefSeq and is a predicted model, not a curated record.